This is a messenger RNA of Lobosporangium transversale, 1227 nucleotides long. RefSeq lists its product as hypothetical. The coding region runs from base 1 to 1227 and encodes 408 amino acids. Lineage: Eukaryota; Fungi; Mortierellomycota; Mortierellomycetes; Mortierellales; Mortierellaceae. The record is from RefSeq and is a predicted model, not a curated record. The transcript has 2 exons.
AUGAUUGAUGAGCCCUCCAUCUUAAACCCUACAUGUACUGUCAUUCAGCAACCAACAGUUGAAAUUGAACCUGGACUACAGACGCCUAGCCGGGACAAACGCAAAGCUCCAAUAGAUUUUGAAGACGAAAUUCUUGGCCGAACUCCCAAGAAGGUUUCGUUUGGCCCAGCACUAAGUCCUGAGAUCUUUGAUGAAACAAAUCCGCCCAGCACACCUAUCAAACGUGGUGAGCAACAAGGUACAGAAACACCGCGACGUCAAGGAAUUUCUACACCAUCUCUUCUCUCUAGACUCAGCGCUGUUACUCCAUCGGCAAAGCCAAUUCUGACGCCUACUCGAGCAGGUGGUCGUAUCGCAAAUUGGGCGGGACUCGUAAAGCCUGCACCGUUGAAUCUUUUGGCUGACAUCAAUCAGGAAAGAGAAGAGGAAGCAACCGGAUCGACUGAUGGAGCACGGAUACAAACUAAAGCACAAGGAAUGGGAUAUACGAACAACUUGGAAGUCUUCGAUGAAGACCAUAGUGCCAAUCAUUCAGGAAAUGAUGGUAGGGACAAGAUAGUCAAGGAUCAUGAUAAAGAGCCUAUGCUUCUCCAAGAAUUACAGGAUACGAUAGAUGGAGUAGAUGAAAUGUAUUUACAGCUUACUGAGCAAGUAGAAGAGGGUGAUGACGAUAUAAGUCCCCCUCCAUCACCGACAAGGACCCCCAUCGGAAGAGCAUCAACGCCACUUUUAUCUACGUCACUGAGUCGACCAAGGCGUCUCUCGUUUGGCAUGUAUCAACAGGAAGAUUUGCAUCAGACCAACAAGCUCAGUUCCCCGACAUUUGUAUCAGGAAAUGAAAGUGACCUUAUUGAGCAAGCAAUACAUGGAGAGGAGAGAGAGCCCUCAAUAACAGAUGUCGCUAUUCAACUUGAUGGCUCGAAAGACAAUGCUUCAUUUGUUGAUACUACUGGCGAGGCUCAGAUUCAAUUGAAACUUUCGUCAUCGUCUUACUCUACGCCACCACGCCGCACGGCUACGACGAUGGAUAAAACACCUGUACAUACUCCAGUCCAGUAUCGCUCGCCUGCCAACCUUCAGCAAAAUGAUAGCGCGUCCCGUCGAUCUACACCAGGCUCUGCCUCACGAUUAGCACUCUUACAGCUCUCGACCCAAAAAAUCCGAGGACUACCGGAGUUGCUUCAGUCACCCAGUUCCACAACUUUAGAGCAAUAUCUGGCCUUAUGA